AUGCCGCUUAGAUUGGAUCAUUCUAGUCACGACUGCACCAAAUGUUUCUUGGUGGUUCGUAAGGAUCUUCUCCGCCGUGACUUAGAGUCUGCCAUUAAGGAUUUGCAGGAUCAAGUGCGUAGUGGGGAGGCUUCUUCAGAGGAAUUCUUUGAGCUAGGGGCUGUAAUGCUGCGAAAAAAAUACUAUGUUCUUGCAAACAAGUAUCUGGAGCAGGCGAUCAAGAAAUGGGAUGGUGAUGAAGCCGAUUUGGCUCAGGUAUACAAUGCAUUGGGCUUCAGCUACUUCAGAGACAACAAGCUAGAUGAGGCCAUCAACCUUUUCGAGAAGGCAGUAAAGCUACGACCAGGGUAUGUUAUUGCAUGGUACAACCUGGGAAACGUUUAUGAAGUUAAGAAGGACUUCAAAAAUGCUUUAAAAGCUUAUGAGGAAUCUUUGUUAUUCGACCCAAAUAACAAGAUUGCUCAGCGACGACGUGAUGCUAUAAAAGAACGGGUUGAUAGGUUUCGAAAUAUCCCUGACAAAGAUUAAUCCCUGCCAAGUCUCUGUGAUUCAGGAUCCUUAGAUUAGCGAGUUUUUUUGCUUCGUUCUUCCUCGGCCACUAGCCUCGUUCGUAACCUCCAUUCACUGUAUCACUUUAGUGACUAGUUUCUUUCCUUUGAGAUCUCUUCCGGUCAGUACGCACAUCUAGCAUAGAGUAGGUAGGACUGCGAAGGCACUUGGAAUUGUCAAGAAGGUGGCCAUUCAAGGUCUUUCGAGGCAAGACUGUAUAUGCGUCCUGAAGGGACGUAUAAUUUUAUAUUCACGCUAUAGCAGCAUCGAAUUCUAUCAGUGCACGUUGCGGCCGGCAGAUCCAAAGAGACCUCGCUCUCAUCCUGACACAGUAAAUUCAGAGCAUAUUGUUAACGUUAAUAUGAAUUUCCUAUCAAUUGAUGGCCACCCACGUUGUUCGCCGCAAUGUGUUGAGAAGUUGUAGAACCAGCACCCCAUAAAUUCCCACUUUGUGACAAAAGUAGUGCAGGACUAGGUUAAAAAAGAGAUAUACCCAAAACAGAAGGGGGCCUCAGCGAGUAUUCAGGCGAGGUGGCGUGUUUUGGGCCCUUGAAUCAAUACGUGCAACUUAUGCAUCUCUUUAGUUCCUCCGCUUCUCUGUUGCUCACUCCCGUCUUUGAGCACUCCACCAUCUCCAGUUGUUUCUUCCUUGACUCGUCGCUGUUAGAUUGCAAUGACUACAGCGAUGGCGUCCUCGGCUGCACUGACAGCUCUUGCGAGCGGCCAAGAAGUUCUUCGGAGUGGCGUUACGCAGAAGUUCUCUGGCCUUAGGGUUGCCGCUUUCCCUCUGAAGAAGGACAACGUCGCUCUUUACGUUAAGGGCAAGUCAACGUCAGUCAUGUCGGUUGCCACUGAUGUAUCUCGAUUCGAGUCAGUAACCAUGGCUCCUGCGGACCCCAUCCUGGGAGUUUCAGAGGCUUUCAAGAAGGACAACAGCGAGAAGAAGCUGAACUUGGGAGUAGGUGCUUACCGAACUGAGGAUCUCCAGCCCUAUGUAUUGGAGGUCGUUAAGAAGGCUGAGAAGAAAAUGCUGGAAGGUGGCGACAACAAAGAGUACCUUCCCAUUGAGGGACUUGCUGCUUUCAACAAGGCUACUGCAGAGUUGCUAUUGGGAGCCGACAACGCCGCCAUUAAAGAGAACCGGGUUGCCACCGUCCAAGGCCUUUCUGGUACGGGUUCUCUUCGCUUGGGUGCUGCUUUCAUUCAACGUUACUUCCCUGGCAUCACCGUUUACAUCUCUUCUCCAACUUGGGGAAACCACAAGAACAUAUUUAAUGAUGCUGGUGUCCCAUG
Molecule: messenger RNA, 1842 nt
Organism: Physcomitrium patens
Lineage: Eukaryota; Viridiplantae; Streptophyta; Bryopsida; Funariales; Funariaceae
Source: RefSeq, a predicted model, not a curated record